AUGGCAUCAAAGGACUACACGCAGUCGGACGGCCCAGACCCUGCCACAAACACAGGUGACUCGAUAUCAAUAUCCGCUGCUCCCAGCUCUUCACAACCAGUUUCCAGUUCGACCGUCGACAUUAGCGACGCCGCAGUCAAAACUUCUUCGCCCGUUCAGGCCCCGCAGGAGAACACAGCGGCCGAUGCGCCAAGUACGAGCACCGCAGACAAUGAGAAUGACGCCACGCCGGCUUCUUCACAUCAAACCAACACAGAGGCUAUCGUCCCAACUGUCGCAUCACCAGAACCAGAAGAGCAAAAGGUGGAAGUUCCAGCGCCUGAGUUGUCAUCUGAUGCAUCCGUCAAGGAACCGGAGCAGUCUGGCCCAUCGCUGACUAUCGUCUUACUGUUGAUAACGGGCACACGACACCCGUUCAAGAUCGAUGCAAACUACCUGCGAAAAAGAGAUGUCAGCGUGGAUAAUUAUGAUCCAUUCGCCAUGAGCGUCUACACUCUGAAGGAAUUAAUCUGGAGGGCAUGGCAAGACGACUGGGAACCCCGGCCAUCAUCCCCUAGCUCUAUCCGCCUAAUCUCGUUUGGAAAGCUCCUUGAUGAUAAAUCUCCUCUCUCAGAUUCCAAGUUUAGCCGUGACGCACCCAACGUGGUGCACAUGACUGUCAAACCGCAAGAAAUAGUUGACGAGGAGGACGCCAAGGGUGGCAAGGCGCAAUACUCUCGCGAUCGAGAGGCCAGCGAACGGAGCCCUCGGUGCCGCUGUGUCAUUCAAUGA
This is a messenger RNA of Aspergillus mulundensis, 771 nucleotides long. RefSeq lists its product as uncharacterized. The transcript has 3 exons. The coding region runs from base 1 to 771 and encodes 256 amino acids. The record is from RefSeq and is a predicted model, not a curated record. NCBI's taxonomy places the organism in Eukaryota, Fungi, Ascomycota, Eurotiomycetes, Eurotiales, Aspergillaceae.